UGGCAGAAGCGCCUUUUUGACUUUGCUUUCGUACAAAAUCCAUGAUAAUUUUUUGAAGAGUGAGAAGACAUUACUUUGAGCAGUAUUAUUUAUAAACAUUUCGAAACAACAGUUGACGUAGACCGUUUACAAAUAGUUGACAAAUUAACCUUUUUUUAAAAUUUAAAAAUUUUUACUAAUUACCACUUAAGAUAAUCUUGAUUGCUUUUAUUUGGAAUAUGGAAGUGAGAGAUAAUGUAUCUCUUUUGAGAAAUGAGAGAUUUCAUAUCUAUAAUUGUGUCUCUUUUGAGAAACGCAAUUUCUUGCCAAAAUAUUCGUUUCUCAAAAGAGAUACUUUUUAAUUGAUUAAAACAGAUACAUUGUAAAAUAUGGAUUUGUCUUUUGAGAAUAUAUAAUGUAUCUCGUUUGAGAAGCUACGGCACGUAACGAUGCAUCAUUCUAUGAGAGAUACUGUCGCGUGUUUCUACAUUUUUUUUCUCAUCAUAUUACCUAAAAAUAUGAAUGACAAUCGGCCGAGUGUUAUAACUCUCUAUCGAGAGUCAAACACAAAUUGGAUUAACAAUAUCAAGUAUAUCUAUCGAAAAGCAACUAUUAGUGAAUCAAUGAAUACAAAAUUAUAUCUAAAGACAUUUUGGAUGGAUUAUAUCGUUAUGAUCAUUUUAGGAGCUGUUGGACUUUACGUUAAUUUUAUUCGAUCUGUGCCUAAUCGUCUAUUUCCUGUUUAUUUUCGUGCUGCUAAAAUUAUGAAUCCAGAAUUUGCCUAUCCAUUUCUUUUAAUUGCUGCUUCUUUAACAACUGAUCAUUAUCAUCAUUGGUACGACAUAUUAGUAGGAAGAAUUAUCGGGUCAAUGAUAGCAACAGGUGCUUAUAGAUUUCAAUAUGCAAGUAUUUGGGAUUAUAGAUUCAACGAUAUACCACUACCUAGAACCGGAGCUGAAUUUGGCUAUGAUUAUGGUCUCGAAGAAUUUAAUGUGAUACCAAGAUCGAGAAAAGGUGGAUGGAAUUAA
Didymodactylos carnosus is the source of this 1007-nucleotide messenger RNA. The record is from the annotation of a GenBank genome assembly. NCBI's taxonomy places the organism in Eukaryota, Metazoa, Rotifera, Eurotatoria, Philodinida, Philodinidae.